CCAUGUCUCUCUAUCUAUCGAAUUCUAAUCGAAGAAUUUUAUAACCUAUCUAAACAAGAACGUUUUCGGAUGAUUUUCGUUUUUACGUUUAUCGUUAACAAAAGUGUACAAAUAAAUCGAUAAUAAUUUAUUAUUUUAAAUCAGUGAAUACAAUUGUGAAAUAUGAAGGAACAACAAGAAUUAUUACAACAUUUGGAACAAGUUGAAGAAAAAGCUGGAGAGAUUCUAACUGACAGACAAGAAAUAAUUGCACUUGAUAAACGAAGAAACGAUGACAGGGUUGGCAUGAGAGCAUUGCAAAAAGCAAACUGUGAAAAAACUUGGAUGGCUAUAGGUCCUAUGUUAUUAAAAAUGCCAAGUAAAACUGCAGAAGAAUUGCUUUUAAAGGAUCAAAAACAAUGCGACAUAGAAGUGAAUAAACUGAGAAGUGAUUUAAAGAUCAAAGUCAAUGAACUGAGAGAUUUGGAAUUGAAUCCACCUGUACCUGGUUUAAUGUUAAAACCUAUGUCCUAUAAAGAGAUGUCUGCAAUGAACCAAGUCUUAGGAGGAAAUACUUAAUUACUGUUAAUAUUAAUUAGAUAUGUAACGUUUUAUUUAACUAUAAAUUAUCGUCUUUUA
Messenger RNA from Vespula pensylvanica (western yellowjacket), 618 nucleotides. It is a transcript of the gene Pdrg1, whose product is annotated as p53 and DNA damage-regulated protein 1. The record is from RefSeq and is a predicted model, not a curated record. NCBI's taxonomy places the organism in Eukaryota, Metazoa, Arthropoda, Insecta, Hymenoptera, Vespidae. The transcript has 2 exons. Bases 163 to 558 code for a protein of 131 amino acids.